AUGUCGAUCGCGGACGCAGAUUCUCGGAUCGGGCGAAUGUUGGACGGCAUGGCGGCCGCCUUACGCCGAGACCGCCAGGAGUGGGUUAUUCGAGAAGAAAGUGCCGCCAUCGUAAAGAUCAUUACCGAGGCGGUCAAGCCGGUGUCACUCCAUCGGGCAGUGACAGAGCAGAUGGCGCUGACGCGAAACAAGCCCCUGAAGAAGGACGUGUACCGUUUCGUGCGUUGGUUGCGUGAAUUUGCCAUCGGCCAUGAGCGUUUUGUCGGCUAUGAAGAAGAAACGAAGCCGGCCGGGAAAGCUGACCCGCCGAGGAUGCCGCAAGGAAGCGGCCAAACAUUUAGGCCAGCUUCAGCGCAGGCGCCACCGAGAGCGACCCCGGCACCAUUUACGCCUCAGGCACCGACUAGUUCGACGCCUGGCAGCGGCUGCUUGAAAUGUAAGUCCACCACUCACAAGGUCCGUGAGUGUCCGUGCGACUGCUUAAAGCACAUGGCCGGAUGCUUGGCCAAAAACGUGGUGACUGGAGCCGUGGUGACGGUCGGGCUGACGCCGGCCGAGGACGAGGAACACCUGGUGGUCGUGUAG
Molecule: messenger RNA, 585 nt
Organism: Aphanomyces astaci
Lineage: Eukaryota; Oomycota; Saprolegniomycetes; Saprolegniales; Verrucalvaceae
Exons: 1
Coding region: 1-585 (194 amino acids)
Source: RefSeq, a predicted model, not a curated record